GGCAGGGAUGGUUUGCCCGGCCCCCCAGGGCCGCCGGGGCCCAAGGUAGGUGAUGUGGUGGAGGGCAGCCUGAUGGGCUUCCCGGGCGAGCGUGGCCCCGCCGGACCCAAGGGAGCAAAGGGUGAGGGUGGCCCGCGGGGCGAGCGAGGGGAGCCCGGUGAGAAGGGCAGGGAUGGUGCCCCGACGGAGCUCUCCCCCCGGCAGGGCUCCAAGGGUGACCGAGGCUUGCCGGGUCCCAAGGGCGAGAAGGGGGAGCCGGGAGGAUUUGGGGAGCGAGGAGAUCCUGGGGAAGACGGUGACAUCGGCUUGCCAGGACUACCAGGACCCCCAGGCUUAGCAGGCAUCGCUGGGACGCCAGGACAGCCGGGCCUGAGAGGGGACAAUGGGCAGCCUGGCCCGCCAGGUCCCCCAGGAGAGAGGGUAAAGGCUACGGCCAGCACUUGGCCUCACUGGUCCCGGUGA
Messenger RNA from Pygoscelis adeliae (Adelie penguin), 462 nucleotides. RefSeq names its product collagen alpha-1(XXIII) chain-like. The record is from RefSeq and is a predicted model, not a curated record. NCBI's taxonomy places the organism in Eukaryota, Metazoa, Chordata, Aves, Sphenisciformes, Spheniscidae. The transcript has 6 exons. The annotation marks the transcript as partial.